CGAGCGUUCGAGCAUUGCCAAAUUCAUUGUUUUGUAGCGCUUAUCGCCAUGGGCACGCCUACAUUCCGCCUGUGCCUGGUGCUCAUCUGCUGUGCAUGCAGCUGGACCGAGGCGCUCCAAGAGCCCACAGUGCCCACCCAAGCUCCAGCUCCAGCCCAUGCUGCAGCAGCUGUGCCGCCUGCUCCCGCGCAGUGGAGAGGACGCAACUAUCGACCGCAUCAUGCCACGCCUACUUUGGCGCCCACUGCUGCCCAGCACAGCGAGAUAAAGCAGCUGAUGACGAACCUGCACGAUCGUGUCGGCAUCUUGGCGACCUUGGAUGAGGACCAGCGCCAUCGCCUGGAAGUGAUCGAUAAGAAACUCGAUCAGCUGCUGGACAGCAACACGGGUCGCAUGGAAUCGCUGAAGGCGCAGCAGCUCAAUUUCCAGCAGCGCCUGGACAGCUUCGAGCACAUCCAGCGCCUGACGCGGCACACGCUGGACGAGCUGAAAGGUGAAACCGAUCAAUUUCUGGGACCUCGUCAGGCCCGAGAGCUAAGCUACAAGCAAAAGAAUCGCAACAAGAUGCGGGAACUCUCGCGCCAGACACGGGACGUGCCCGAGCAGCACAUGGACCUCUUCUACAGGACGGAGAGCCCGCCGACGAGGCAGGGCACGUCGAUCAAUGGAACGGAACUGGAUGUGGCCAGUCGGCUGGAUGCGCUGGCCACCUUCCUCGUCUCGCUGGCCUACAACGUCAAGGAGACGCAGCAGGGCGUGGCCAAGCUGCUGCAGAGCACCAACAACAUUCGCAGACGCUUGGCCAAUCGGAAGACGCAGACCGCUCAGCUGGCUCAGGGCGUGCCGCAGAGUGUGGCGCCCGUGGAGGAGCAUGCCACCAGCUGCCUGCAGUCCUACCUGGCCGUGAACGGGAUCCUGAAGCUGCAGCUGACGCCGCAGAGCGACGCGUUCUAUGUGCCCUGCCAGGACGACGGCUGGACGGUGGUGAUGAAUCGCAGCUCGGACGACGUCAGCUUCGAGCGCAGCUGGCUGGACUACAAGGAGGGCUUCGGCAACAUCGCCGGCGACUUCUUCAUCGGCCUGGACAAGCUGCACGCCCUGACCAGCUCCUCGCUGCACGAGCUGCGCAUCUGGAUGCAGGACUUUGAGAACAACGUGGCCGUCGCCGGCUACGAUUCGUUCGCCAUCAGCGGCGAGCGGGAGCUCUAUGCGCUGAGUCUGCUGGGCCGCUACCAGGAGCACCUGCAUCCGCCCGCAGGGGACUCCCUCUCCUAUCACGCCGGGGCCAAGUUCAGCACCUUCGACAGCGACAACGACAACUGCCUCGAGUGCAGCUGCGCCCAGCGGCACAAGGCCGGCGGCUGGUUCAACGCGUGCGGCACGAGCAACCUGAUGGGCGUCCACUACAGCAAGGACUACCAGCGUGCCGGCGAGACGGGCAUCUACUGGGACACGUUCCAGGGCAAGGACUACUCGCUGCGCCGCAUCAAGAUGCUCAUACGGCCCAUAGGCCAGGACGAGGCCAGGCGCUAACCCCGCCUCGCGCCUCCCGCCUGCCGCUAGCUACAGCUGCCAUACGUCAGGGAAUCUAACUGUAACUCUAACUCGCAGUCCGCUGCGCUGCCCCUCGCUCCCAUCUUGCGUGUGUCUUAUUUAUGGAAAAUCACCUAAUGUACCCUAGUUAAUAAAGUUGCCGUGUGUGUUUAGACAGA
Drosophila arizonae is the source of this 1712-nucleotide messenger RNA. RefSeq names its product angiopoietin-related protein 6. The record is from RefSeq and is a predicted model, not a curated record. NCBI's taxonomy places the organism in Eukaryota, Metazoa, Arthropoda, Insecta, Diptera, Drosophilidae.